This is a messenger RNA of Piliocolobus tephrosceles (Ugandan red Colobus), 2514 nucleotides long. RefSeq names its product prelamin-A/C. The record is from RefSeq and is a predicted model, not a curated record. Gene Ontology annotation, molecular function: structural constituent of cytoskeleton. The transcript is spliced from 10 exons. Gene Ontology annotation, biological process: nuclear migration; nuclear pore localization; heterochromatin formation. Gene Ontology annotation, cellular component: nuclear envelope; nuclear lamina. The annotation marks the transcript as partial. Lineage: Eukaryota; Metazoa; Chordata; Mammalia; Primates; Cercopithecidae.
UCAGUCAUUGUAUUCUGUGACCCCUUUUCCUCACCUCUGCCUGCUUCCUCACAGCUUGAGGCAGCCCUGGGUGAGGCCAAGAAGCAACUUCAGGAUGAGAUGCUGCGGCGGGUGGAUGCUGAGAACAGGCUGCAGACCAUGAAGGAGGAACUGGACUUCCAGAAGAAUAUCUACAGUGAGGAGCUGCGUGAGACCAAGCGCCGUCAUGAGACACGGCUGGUGGAGAUUGACAAUGGGAAGCAGCGUGAGUUUGAGAGCCGGCUGGCGGACGCCCUGCAGGAACUGCGGGCCCAGCAUGAGGACCAGGUGGAGCAGUACAAGAAGGAGCUGGAGAAGACAUAUUCCGCCAAGCUGGACAAUGCCAGGCAGUCUGCUGAGAGGAACAGCAACCUGGUGGGGGCCGCCCACGAGGAGCUGCAGCAGUCUCGCAUCCGCAUCGACAGCCUCUCCGCUCAGCUCAGCCAACUCCAGAAGCAGCUGGCAGCCAAGGAGGCGAAGCUUCGAGACCUGGAGGACUCGCUGGCCCGUGAGCGGGAUACCAGCCGGCGGCUGCUAGCGGAAAAGGAGCGGGAGAUGGCCGAGAUGCGGGCAAGGAUGCAGCAGCAGCUGGAUGAGUACCAGGAGCUUCUGGACAUCAAGCUGGCCCUGGACAUGGAGAUCCACGCCUACCGCAAGCUCUUGGAGGGCGAGGAGGAGAGGCUACGCCUGUCCCCCAGCCCCACCUCGCAGCGUAGCCGCGGCCGUGCUUCCUCGCACUCAUCCCAGACACAGGGUGGGGGCAGCGUCACCAAAAAGCGCAAGCUGGAGUCCGAGAGCCGCAGCAGCUUCUCACAGCACGCACGCACUAGCGGGCGUGUGGCCGUGGAGGAGGUGGACGAGGAGGGCAAGUUUGUCCGGCUGCGCAACAAGUCCAAUGAGGAUCAGUCCAUGGGCAAUUGGCAGAUCAAGCGCCAGAAUGGAGAUGAUCCCUUGCUGACUUACCGCUUCCCACCAAAGUUCACCCUAAAGGCUGGGCAGGUGGUAACGAUCUGGGCUGCAGGAGCUGGGGCCACCCAUAGCCCCCCUACCGACCUGGUGUGGAAGGCACAGAACACCUGGGGCUGCGGGAACAGCCUGCGCACGGCUCUCAUCAACUCUACUGGGGAAGAGGUGGCCAUGCGCAAGCUGGUGCGCUCAGUGACUGUGGUUGAGGACGACGAGGAUGAGGAUGGAGAUGACCUGCUCCAUCACCACCACGGCUCCCACUGCACCAGCUCGGGGGACCCCGCUGAGUACAACCUGCGCUCGCGCACCGUGCUGUGCGGGACCUGCGGGCAGCCUGCCGACAAGGCAUCUGCCAGCGGCUCAGGAGCCCAGGUGGGCGGACCCAUCUCCUCUGGCUCUUCUGCCUCCAGUGUCACGGUCACUCGCAGCUACCGCAGUGUGGGGGGCAGUGGGGGUGGCAGCUUCGGGGACAAUCUGGUCACCCGCUCCUACCUCCUGGGCAACUCCAGCCCCCGAACCCAGAGCCCCCAGAACUGCAGCAUCAUGUAAUCUGGGACCUGCCAGGCAGGGGUGGGGGUGGAGGCUUCCUGCUUCCUCCUCACUUCAUGCCCACCCCCUGCCCUGCACCUCAUGGGAGGGGGCUUCAAGCCAAAGAAAAAUAACCCUUUGGUUUUUUUCUUCUGUAUUUUUUUUUUUCCAAGAGAAGUUAUUUUCUACAGUGGUUUUAUACUGAAGGAAAAAAAAAACAAAAAAAAAAAAAAAAAAAAAAAAAAGCAUCUAUCUCAAUCCUAAUUUCUCCUCCCUUCCUUUUCCCUGCUUCCAGGAAACUCCACAUCUGCCUUAAAACCAAAGAGGGCUUCCUCUAGAAGCCAAGGGAAAGGGGUGCUUUUAUAGAGGCUAGCUUCUGCUUUUCUGCCCUGGCUGCUGCCCCCACCCCGGGGACCCUGUGACAUGGUGCCUGAGAGGCAGGCAUGGAGGCUUCUCCGCCAGCCUCCUCUGGACAGCAGGCUCACUGCCAGGCCAGCCUCCAAGAGGGAGAGAGAGAAAGAGAGAGGACGGCUUGAGCUGGGCCCCUGGGCUUGGCCUCCCGUGAUUCCACUACACCUGGCUGAGGUUCCUCUGCCUGCCCCACCCCCAGUCCCCACCCCUGCCCCCAGCCCCGGGGUGAGUCCAUUCUCCCAGGUACCAGCUGCGCUUGCUUUUCUGUAUUUUAUUUAGACAAGAGAUGGGAAUGAGGUGGGAGGUGGAAGAAGGGAGAAGAAAGGUGAGUUUGAGCUGUCUUCCCUAGCUUUAGAGCCUGGGUGGGCUCUGUGCAGUCACUGGAGGUUGAAGCCAAGUGGGGUGCUGGGAGGAGGGAGAGGGAGGUCACUGGAAAGGGGGAGAGCCUGCUGGCACCCACCGCGGAGGAGGAAGGCAAGAGGAGGUGGAGGGGUGUGCCACUGUUUUGGCAAACACUAAAGAACCCUUGCCUUCCCAUUUCCCGUCUGCACCCCUUCUCUCCUCCCCAAAUCAAUACACUAGUUGUUUCUA